GUCCCUCCCCUUCCCCCGGAUGCGGGCCCGGGCGGGCCGGGAUGGCGCUGCCCACCCCGCGGUACGGGCACCUGGGGCCGCGGGGGCCCUUUCGGGACGUGUACGAGCCGGCCGAGGACACCUUCCUGCUGCUCGAUGCGCUGGAGCGGGACGCGGGCAGCCUGCGGGAGGCUCGAGUCGAGAUCUGCCUUGAAAUAGGAUCUGGAUCUGGUGUGGUUUCAACAUUUCUGGCUUCUUCCAUCCUUGGACCCAGUGCACUGUACAUAUGCACAGAUAUCAACCCCAUGGCAGCUUACUGUACCCAGGAGACAGCUCUGCUUAACAAUGUUCACCUGCAGCCUGUCAUUACUGACUUGGUCAAAGGAUUAUCUCCAAGGUUAAAUGGGAAGGUUGAUCUACUGCUGUUUAACCCACCAUAUGUGGUAACACCUUCUGAAGAGGUGAAAAGCCGUGGAAUAGAGGCAUCCUGGGCUGGUGGCAAACAGGGCAGAGAAGUAAUGGAUAGAGUUUUCCCAUUAGUACCAGACCUGCUUUCACCAGGAGGAUUAUUCUACUUGGUAACAAUUAAAGAAAAUAAUCCAGAUGAAAUUCUGGAAACAAUGAAGAAAGGUGGCUUGAAAGGCACACGAGUACUUUCCAGGCAAGCAGGACAAGAGAUGCUGACUAUCCUUAGAUUUAGGAAGUCUUGAUAACUUCUCUUCACCUUCCAGGUAGUAGGCAUGAAGAAAAUUGAACACAGAGUUGUCAGCUGGGAAACACUGAAGUGAAUGCAAUCUGCCCUCUGUUAAUGGCAGAAACCUAUUCAUAUAAGCAAAACAUCAAGAAAAAAAUGAACCCCAAAACUGAACUAGGGAACAAAAUAUCAAUGGGUGUCAUAAUGAUCUAAUAUCCUCUGACAUAACCAAUCCCACACACCAAACAGAGUCUCACUUUUACAUGCCAUGCACAUGUAUCACUUUUAAUUUGUAGUCUUCAGUUGUCAUUGGUCAGAAUCAUGGUCAUUUUACACCAUCAACAUUCACAACAAACUGCAAGUUUGCAAGCAGCAAUAUUAAGAUAUCCUUCUGUUGGCCUAAAAAGUUCUUUCCUCUCCCAGGAUCAGCAUUCUCAGCACAGAUCACUUUGGCCAUGGUUAAGAACCAGAGUCUUCCACCUCCCUCUGACCUUCAAAGAAGAAGAAAGAGCCUGGUUAAAAUACACAGAUGGUCAGAGUUCACCACAAAAGCAUUUGGUGGAAGUUUGGAUCAAUGCACAGAUGGAAAUACAGUGGCACUUGUUACAAUGCAAAAUGUGAAGACAGAGUUAAGAGCUGUUUCAUUUGUUCUCACAUACCUGUUUGAUACUUUGCUGCUGUACUAUUCAGGGUACUGAACUUCUCGUCUCUCCCAACAUACAAAGAUAUUCCAGCAGCAGGUAAGGAGGAUUCUCCAGUUCUUCCUUGUAAUGAGCACAACAGUUCUGCAACUCAUUAAACACCUUCCCCGAACUUCAGAGAAGGCUCCUCAAGGAAUGAUGGAAAAUUUUAUUUUAGUAAUUGUACAUCUGUAUAUCACCACUGGGAUUUUUUUGAGGAAUGUAAUUUUGCAAAUAGAAUUGAAUUUUAUUCCUUUUCACUUCUUUUCCCCCCAUUUUAAAGAAGCAGUAAUGUAGUUUUUCUGGUGUACACCUGUGGGUUUUCUGGGGCUCUCGUUGUUUUGUCUCUGGAUAGCUCUGCAACAUACAAAGCUUAAAUAAGUUGGCUUCAACUCCCAGCUUACUUUUGACCAAAAUAAAACCCAAACAAGAUUGGAAAAACUUAGGGAUAAAAUGGAUGUACACUGAAAAAAAUUAUUUCCAUCAUGGUUCUGUAGAGACUGACUUGCAAGAGUUUUCUCUCCGAUGCUCCUAUAAACAUCAUUUUGGUAUUUGUAGUAAUUUGUAUCAUUUUAGCAGUGCUUUAUCAGUGUUGACCAAUUCAUCAGUGGAUGUAUCUGAGAUGUUCGAACAGCAGUUGAGUGCAUCCAUUGCAGCAGCUCUAAGCUUUUUUGUAGGAUUUUCUUCCUUUCCAUGGUAACACUUACGUCUCCUGGACGACAGCAGCCAAGAAGAACUUGAAACAAAAUAAUCUCAUUAAACAAAAGAAAAUAAAAAUUAUAUUAGGAGUAUACUGGGCAAAUACAGUCCUCACAUCAGUCCAAAUUAGCAGACCCUCUUAUUCAAAAACUGCUGCAGACCCUUUAUAGGAAGAGCCUUUGGCCAUGAUGCAAAAUGUAUUUGGUCCUCAGGUGCUGGAGUUCUUAUCUGCACAGUUACUGAGUAUUUCUCUAUUAUUAUCAUUAUCAUCCUCUUCAAUUAAAUUAGGAAGCUCUGCUAUGGUAAUAAAGUAAGACAUAUUAUCUCCAGGGUGCACUGAGCACUGCUUUGGUUUCUGUUCUCCACAUGUAAUGUUUAAUAGCUAUAGACAGGUUUAAUUAUGAGGCCACAUCUUAUUGUAAACUUGAUAAUUGCUCUGAGCCAGCAUUACCAGAAGAAUGUUCAGGAAUAUCCUUUUUAUCAGCAUGACUGGAGAGACCUUUAUUCUCUAGGGAUUGGAAAGAGAAGAUGGUCCUGGGGGUUUAAAAAACAUCUUUUUUCCUUCUCUGACUCCUGGGUCCCCUCAGUACAAUGAACAAAGCUGCAGAUUUUUUUGAUUUUUGAAAGAUGCUCCUGCAAGUGAGGCUUUGAUUUUACAAGAAGCAAUAUAGCAGAGAGGAGAGAUGCACAGCAGGAUUUUAAACUUGUUCACUGCUUCUGUAUGAUUAAUUCAACAUUAAUGAGCUAAGAAGCUGAAAAAAUUCACUAUUCACAAGAUGGUAGAUGUCAAACACAUCUGAAUUGUCUCAAUUUGCACUAAUGCCUUAAUUUAUAGUAAUCUGUACUAUAAGGGAUGAUUGUUUCUGCUGCUUGUUCUCAGCAUCUUCAUAAGGACAAGUAAUUUGGA
Molecule: messenger RNA, 2959 nt
Organism: Corvus hawaiiensis (hawaiian crow)
Lineage: Eukaryota; Metazoa; Chordata; Aves; Passeriformes; Corvidae
Gene: HEMK2
Product: N-6 adenine-specific DNA methyltransferase 1
Exons: 6
Coding region: 42-689 (215 amino acids)
Biological process (GO): methylation
Cellular component (GO): eRF1 methyltransferase complex
Molecular function (GO): S-adenosylmethionine-dependent methyltransferase activity; nucleic acid binding; protein methyltransferase activity
Source: RefSeq, a predicted model, not a curated record